GUCAAUUAGGCCAAACAACAGUUUGUUACUAAAUAUGAAGCUGAGCUUUUCAUACGUAAUUACAUAUUUUUUUCUGUCAUGUCUCGUCGCGGCAAGACAGAAUAAUGGAAAGACUGUCAGAGAACAUAAAUAUGACUUCCAGUCAACCCUAGAAGCGCAUCGAAAAGGGGAAACGGCGAAAACCUUUGUCCACAAAGACACGACAGUAGACACGGAAGUGGAAUACGUGGCAGCAGCAUUACAAUAUGCCCCGUAUGAUGACCUCUCCGCGGGAGGUCUAGCUGUACUGGAAGAAAAUGCGAGAGCAUUUAUUCGCUAUGCUGGAGAGGCCAGAGACAUGGGUGCCCAAAUCAUCGUGUUCCCAGAAUAUGGAUUAACCAGCCUGAACCUCGGGUUGACCUGGGGCACUUUUCUGGCUCAAACACAGGUCGUUCCGAACCCAGAGGACAAAGAAAUACCCUGUGAAUACGGCGACGUCAAUAAUUCGAGCAAAAUCAUGAAAGAACUCAGUUGUGCAGCGAUGGAAAGUGGCAUAUACCUUGUGGUAGACCUUGCCGAACAGUCAAACUGCUCUGGGGUUGCCCUCAGUGAUGAGGAUCUCGCCUUUAGCCAGAACAGCGAUGCACCGGGCGUCCUCUCUGGCUGCAAAUUCUACAAUUCACAGGUGGUUUUCGACGAUGCCGGAGCUGUUGUGGCCAGGUACCGAAAGAAACACCUAUUUGUGGAGCCCGUCUUCACCCCAGGAACAGAUCCCGACUCAGCUGCUACCUUCCAGACCUCGUUUGGUGUAACAUUUACAUUAUUUGUUGAUAUACUAUACGAAAAUCCAGCUGUUAGCAACAUCUACAACCUAGGAGUACGAGAUGCACUCCUGAGUACAGCUUGGAUGGAUCAACUCCCAUCUCUAGCAGCUCCCCAGGUCUGGAAGGGUUUCAGUCAAGGAAACAAUGUAAAUCUCGUUGCGGCCAACAUAUAUCACCCGCCAGGUGGGUAUUUGGGGUCAGGAAUCUUCAGAGGUGUGUAUUCUGAACCAGAAUAUUAUACCUAUGAUACUUCUUCAGGCAACAAGCUCAUAGUGGGAAAAGUGAAAACGAAGUCGGCUGUACCAUCUGCAAGCAUGCUUCAAUCAGGUGAUUCUGAAGUUUUCAAUGAUAAUGAUUUUGACGAUUUGCCUUUGUUGGGCCCAUUAAAGAUGGAAGAGAGGCAAACAAUUGCAAUGGAGGUAUUAGCGAAUGGAAAAAAUAAACAAAAGCAAAAUACAAACCAGAACAUGAAACAUAAAUAUAAGCAUGAGAACCUCAGCCGAUACAAUCACGUCGUCUUAGAGAGAACCUCACCAGGUAUCCUUGCCAUCCAUGAGCUUUGCCAUGAGGACGGCUUGUGUUGCAAUCUGGCUUACGAGUACCCUGCUGAACAAUCUGAAGAUAUUGUUUACAUGCUCAUCGCCUACAGCGGUAUAGUGGGACAUGCCCAUAACCUCUAUCUCACAUACGUGCAGGACUGCGGGGUAGUACUUUGUCUGAAUGAAACCAUUGACAGUUGUGGCCACUUUGAGGAAGCAUAUAUUCCUGACUCAGCUUUCAGAGCAUAUUCACUUUCUGGAACAUUCGGUGACCGCUAUAUCUAUCCCUCCGUUUUUACUGACACCUUACAGCUUUUCAGUGAUGACAAAUGGAACUAUACACUCAGUGAAUCGCCAGACCAUUUCCAUGCGAUCAUAGAUCUUCACGAGGAAGUGAAUGACCUCUCCAUGUUGAGUUUGUAUAGCAGGUGGUUCUCCAGGGACCCAAACCACUGAAAUUUCAUGACCAGCUUGUUCAGAUGAAAAUUUCUUCUUGUUAGAAUAACUUAAAUAUAUUGUCAGUGGUGAUUAAACUAUUCUACAUUAUGGUCAGUUAUGCAUUAAAAAUAAUAAAACAAUAA
Molecule: messenger RNA, 1923 nt
Organism: Macrobrachium nipponense
Lineage: Eukaryota; Metazoa; Arthropoda; Malacostraca; Decapoda; Palaemonidae
Product: pantetheinase-like
Exons: 6
Coding region: 35-1798 (587 amino acids)
Source: RefSeq, a predicted model, not a curated record